AUGGGUUUCAACAGUUUCGACAGUCUGGUUCAUCAAAUCGCUUGGACGCCCGCCGCACUAUCAGAGACGCCACUGAGAUUUCAAAAGGUGGUCUUUUUGGCAAGUGACAGAGAGAAAAAUAUCAAUUUGUCUUCCUACAUGCAGCAAGUUGCCGACGAGGGUCUUGAAUCAGCCAUUAUUUGUGAAAUCUCGGAGCUGGGUCCAUCACUGAUACCUGGUACCAUCAUUGUUCAGAUCCCGGAUUUGGCAAGAGUUAGGGAUGGUGUCUAUGACGCCGCGACCAGAUCAUGCGCGAAUUUGGUUGCAGCAGCUCAGAUGCUGCUCAAGCUCAGCAAAAUCAAGGGCCAGGCAAGUAUGAACACGGCUUGCAAGCUAUUUUCUAUUAUCAGCCUGGACUCUAGUGUCAACGACCUAGGAUUCGCCCCGCUUCGUGGCCUAGCCCGUGUGUUGCAGAUGGAAAUCCCAGAGAUCUUCGGUGGACUAUUCGAAGAAAGUCGAAAGUGUUUCCCAUUUUCUGCUAUCAGAUAUGCCCGGGGUUAUGACGUGGUCAGGAUUUUUGAAGGUGUGGCACAGACGGGUUCACUCCAGUCUCUUGUCAAGCAACCAAACCAGAAAGCGCUAAUAUUCAGCUCUGAUGGUACAUACCUGAUUACAGGCGGAACACGAGGCGUGGGCCUUGAGGUUGCAACUUGGAUGUGCGAACGGGGUGCUAGAAACCUUUUACUGGUGUCCCGCCGUGGUCUCUCGUCAUAUCAUGGACCGGAGAAUGCAGACCAACAUUCAGAUUUUGAAAGGCUCAUCUCAAGAAUUGCCCAGCUAGAAGCCCAAGGUGUCCGUAUCGAAGUUCUUGGAAUUGAUGUCGCCCAGCCUAGGGCAGACUCGGCUUUGGGCCAAGCUAUCAAAGAUCUAAAAAUGCCCACGGUGAAGGGAGUCUUCCAUGGGGCCGGUAUUUCUGGCUACCAUACACUUCAGCGUUGCACAGCAUCUGAUAUUGGCGAAGUAUUAUCACCAAAGGUGGUCGGAGCGUUGAACAUUACUGCCUUGUUCCCACCGGGGCAGCUAGACUUUUUAUUUCUCGCCUCUUCAAUUGGCCAGCUGAUUGGUUUUCCUGGCCAGUUAGCGUACGCCGCAGCGAAUUCAUUCCUGGACGAAUUGGCGUUGCAUAGAAGAAGCCAAGGAGACCGUUGCACGUCAGUUCAAUGGGGGGGUUGGCGCGACGUUGGACUGAUGGCACAAAGCAAGUCGGUAACGCGUAUGCUUAAUAAGGGAAUGCAAGCUGCGGGAAUUGCAACCGUUACAAAAGAAGAGGCAUUCAAAGCCUGGGAGCAAAUUGCACACCUUGACACAGGCAAUGUUGCUGUCGUUCGUGUGUUAGAGCCUGAGCCCGGCGAACUGCCAAGGCAUCCCAUGCUCAAGAACUUCAUAGCGCGUCCACAGCAAGAGAGGAACACCGAUUUUUCCAAAUACCCUGAGCAUGCCGUUGCAGUGGUUGGGAUGGCAUGCCGAACAGCAGCGGGAGAUACGUUGGAAGACUUCUGGGAGGUGAUAGAAGAGGGACGCAGCAUGGCGCGGGAGAUGGAUGCCAAGCGAUUUCCCGAUGUACCCCAAGGCAGAUUGUGGGGAAAUUUCCUAUCCGACAUCGAUUCUUUUGAUCAUCAGUUUUUCAAAAAGUCAAAACGCGAGGCGUCGGCGCUAGAUCCGCAUCAACGCCUACUGCUCCAAACUACAUACCAUGCGCUCGAAUCAGCGGGAUGCUUCGGUUAUGGGAAGCAACAGAAACCGGAGAGCUAUGACAAGGAAAAGAAUGAAGAUACUACAGGCUGCUUUAUUGGCAUGAAUGCGCCUGAUUAUCCGCUCAACCUAUCCUGCCACCCACCCUCGCCGUACACGGCCCUUGGAAUGCUUCGGUCAUUUGUUUCCGGGCGAUUAAGCCAUCAUUUUGGCUGGACUGGUCCAUCACACGUCAUCGAUACUGCUUGCUCCUCGGCCAUGGUGGCCAUUCACCAAGCAUGCCAAGCUAUCCAGGCGGGUGAAUGCACACGAGCCGUUGCUGGUGGUGUUAAUCUGAUUACAAACACGGCAUUAUCCGAAGCCCUAAGGGCAGGUGGAUUUACCAAUCAGACUGGUGGCUGUAAGACAUUUGAUGCAUCAGCCGAUGGAUACUGCCGGGGCGAGGCCGUAGGUGUGGUGGUCCUCAAAUCCCUAGCCAAGGCGCUCAAAGAUGGGGAUGACAUACAAGGUGUUCUGCUAGCUACUGCAAAUAAUCAGAAUGUCAAUUAUACUAGCAUCACGAACCCUGUCUUGGAGAGCCAGGUUGCACUGUAUAAAGAAGUGUUAGCUCGUGCUGGGAUUAGCCCAAAGGAUAUAUCCUAUGUCGAGGCCCAUGGCACGGGAACACGCAGCGGCGAUCCAGUCGAGGUCAGUGCGAUCCGCCAGGCUCUAGGAGGUGUGAAAGAAAGGUCUCACCCUUUGCAUAUCGGUGCGGUGAAGCCUAAUGUCGGCCAUGCUGAGGGUGCUUCCGGUGUGGUGUCAUUGAUCAAAGUUUUGCUCAUGUUGAAACACGGCAAAAUCCCCCCGCAAGCUGGAUUUCGAAAUUUGAAUCCAAAUAUCGCUCCUCUUGAGCCAGAUGGACUGGCUAUCUCAAAAUCAUUACAUGCCUGGGAUGACAAGUGGAGAUUGGCACUGGUUAAUAAUGCUGGUGCUUCAGGAAAUAAUGCAUUCGCGGUUCUUGCGCCUGCACCUGUGUGCCAACAUAUCUCGAAUUCGGCUGUGGAGUCAGCUGCGCCUGAUUUGGUCAAGGCAGCUUGGCCUAUUUUCAUUUCUGCGGCCUCCAAAGAGAGCCUCUUGGCUUAUUGUGCGACAUUCAUGGACCGAAUCCGCAAUGGCAGGUUUGCUUAUCAGCCAUUGUCCCAUGUUUCUUAUGCUUUAGCAACGAAGCAAAACCGCCAACUUCAGCACACAUUCUGCACCACAGCAACAUCUAUUGAUAACUUGCAAACCCAGUUGUCUGAGCUCGAAAGACAUAUCACGGCAUCCCCAAAUCCAAAGCCUAUCGUUCUUAUGUUCAGCGGACAGAACGGGAACAUUGUACCAGGGGCUAAGUUGAUGUACAGUGGUUCCUUACUCUUUAGGAAAUAUCUCCAUAAGUGCGAGGAAGUGAUGCAGUCCCUCGGCCUGCCUAGUCUAUUGACAGCUGCAUUAGAGGGAAUUCAAGGUGAUGCCGAUCUCGUCAUCAGACACGCCGCUAUGAUUGCAAUUCAGUACUCCUGUGGAAUGGCGUGGAUUGACUCAGGUAUAAUUCCACAGGCAGUUUGUGGCCACUCGUUGGGAGAAUGGACAGCGAUGGCAAUUUCAGGCGCCAUCCCGCUAGAGGAAUGUAUGAGGCUUGUGACUGGCUUGAAAUUAGGACGCGCCGAACUUAUCCAAAAGCUUUGGGGGGCAGACAAAGGAGCAAUGAUUGCUAUAGACACCGACUUACUUGCAGCAGACAUGACCCCAACAAGGCAUUUGAGCUUCUUUCGAGAGGAGUACCCUGAGACCAAGCUUGAUAUUUCAUGUUACAAUGGACCCAACAACUAUGUUGUUGCAGGCGCCACUGCUGACAUCGAAACACUCGAAUCAUAUUUGAAAAGCAGCAAGGCAAAUGGUGAAAGGAUACGGUAUAAAGUCAUGAGAGGGAUGCACGCUUAUCAUUGCGCCUUGGUUGACUCGAUACUAAGCCACAGUGCAGAGCUAUGCGCUCCAGUAGAUUACAGGCAAAUCUCUGACUUGAAGCAGGAGACAACAUUUGCGUUUGAAACAUGCCACGAAGGUCCCUGGGAUAUUCCAGGGGGGGAUAUAAUCGCUCGGAAUACGCGUGGGGCUGUCUACUUCACCCAAGCCAUUUCGCGAAUUGUGAAUCGCCUCGGGUCCUGUACGUUCCUGGAAGCUGGGAUCGGAGGUCCUAUCAUAUCGAUGGCGCGGAACGCGCUUCUGCAAUCCCAGUCCCAGCACAUAUUCAUUUCAAUCGGUGCGAAGGACCCAGUGCAAUCCCUAGCAGAUGCCACAGUCUCACUGUGGAAGGCUGGGCAAUCCGAUUUGCAGUUUUGGCCAUUCCACAGAGAGGAGCGGUCAGGCUAUGUACCCACCGCGCUACCGUCUUACCAGUUCGAGAAAAAUGGGCAUUGGAUUGAAUAUACCGGAAUCCCCAACCAUACAGAAAACAGAAAUGUGCAACCGCCGCAACAAUCGCAACAACCUAGAACAUGCCCCCACUGCUUGAAGGAUACAAGUGACUUUUCCUAUAUCUCACGGGAUGAUUCAAAGGGUCAGAGUGGAAAUCAGUACAAUUUCACUAUCGAUAUACGCAGUCGCCGUUAUCAAGAUCUCGUCAAAGGUCAUGCCGUGGUAGGAUCCCCGAUAUGUCCAGCUGGGAUGUACCUGGAGCUAGCUUCGCAUGCUAUCACCUUAUUGCCAGAUGCAGUUUAUAUCAGCGCCCCUUGGGAGAUUGUGAGCCAGGGCUUAGAUAUCAAAGCGCCUUUGGGCUUAGACGCAAAACGAGCAGUCACACUGUCAUUGACAAACCAGGCGAAGAACUUGUGGGAGUUCGAGCUCUCAUCCACGAGAAACCAAAGCACACAAACUUCGCAUGCCACCGGCGUUAUCUGCUUGCAGCAGGGGAAUAGAAGGAAUUCUUCCGAGGGCGGCAGUGAUAGAGCCAAAUGGGAUCGCAUCUCUAACUUGCUAGAUGAAGAUGAGGACACAGAAUCCUUGCGUGGCACGAUGGUGUAUAAGGUCUUUGGUAAAAUGGCCAAGUAUUCGCCGCCCUACAAGGGUAUCAAAUAUCUAGUUGGUAAAGGAGUAGAGGGCGCAGGCGACAUCAAAAUGCCGGGACAAGACUUGGAUGCCAUCGCUAAAUCACCAAACUCUAAAAUUGCUGACCCAUUGCUUAUGGACAACUUCUUGCAAGUAGCAGGUGCAUUCGUGCACUCACUUCGCGAGAGUGAAAGGGAAUUGGACGAUGAAAUAUCCUGUGUCUGCACAGGGAUGGGUUUGGUUGGACCUUUGAGUGAGCUGCAUGGUAGUGGUGUAUACCGAGUCUACACGAAGAUUCUCCAGGAGGACAAAAAGCAGAUUUUGCUGGAUGUUUUCGCUUUCGAUAAAAAAACCAAAUUGAUGAUUUGGUCUGCCAAGGGCCUCAAAUUUGCCAGAAUCCCCAGAAAUUUGCUGAGCAGGAUCGUGGCGGUGGCCAGCCCAGAAUGGAAUCUCGAGGAACAGGCAAUUAAGCUGCCAAAACCUAUUGCUCCAGGUGCCUUGCCGGUACCUGAGCCCUCACAGCAAACAACGUUCCCUGUGACAUCGGAAGAUACUAGCAAGAAUUAUACGUCGAUCGACGUAUUUAGCGACGUUCAAGAUAUUCUCAGCGAGUCGCUAAAUGUCGAUAUACAGGAAAUCAUCAUGGAGGCGUGGAUGGAGGAUCUUGGCGCUAACCCGCUGAUUGGAUCUGAGAUCCUAGCGCUUGUGACCACAAAAUAUGACAUCGACAUCGCAACCGAUGCUUUCGCGAUGGUGACGACCGUGAAAUCUCUGUGCGAACUGAUUUCAGAUCACCUGAGUAUUGGAGCUGCUCAGAUCAAAAAGGAUGAAGACAUUGGUGACAAAAAGCCAGAUUUGAGCGUUGAAGUAGCCAAUCAGACGCCUCCAGAUUGGCAAAAGACGAUUUUUGAGAUCCUAAGUCGGUCUCUCGAGCUGAAUAUUGUAGAAAUCAAAAUGGAGUCAAAGAUGGAAGAUUUGGGCGCCGACUCCCUCGUCGCCGCAGAGAUCGUUAGUCACCUGAAUGAUGCAUUCAAGCUGAGUGCCUCACCCACGGAUUUUGCCACGGUUGAAGACGUCAAAUCGCUCUGUGACUUCAUUUCCACGGCCUUGGGUAUAGCUCCAUUAAAGAGACGAAUCUCAAGUUCGGCCAGUGAUUCUUCCGAAACUCCGUAUUCAACGCUAAUUACAUCGGAGACAAAAGACCUGGAGUUGGUCAGCCCAACAAGCGAUGAGAAGCAAGCCUCUAUCCAAGAUAAUGCAAGGUCACUGUGGGAAAGCUUUCGAAGAAUCCGUCGUCGCUUUGAUCACCACGCCAUAGAGAACAAGCUCGCCGGAUUUUGGGAUCAUGUAUACCCACAGCAGCUGAGCGCAGUUGCUUCCUUUAUUGUGGAAGCUUUCGAGAAGCUUGGCUGUCCUAUCAAGACAUUCACUCAGGGAGAAAAACUACCUGAGCUCCAAAACACACUGCCUCGGUGGCAUAGAGAAGUGCCGCGAUUAUGGGAGAUCUUGGAAGAAGCUGGCAUCGUCGAAAGGGCUGGAGAAAGCUUCGUGCGCGGUUCAGCGCGCAUUCAGAAUGAUGGUGAUAAUCUUACUGUGAGGUUGAUUUCGGACUUCCCUCAGUAUACAUCGUCGCACGGCCUAUUCCAGCUCAUUGGACCACACCUAGCCGAUUGUUUGACAGGAAAAAUUGAUCCCGUUUCCAUUCUUUUCGGCAGCAAAAUGGGACGAAAUCUCCUGGCGGACUAUUAUGCCAACGCACCUGAUCUUAAUACCGCGACUAAGGUCCUCUGUGAAUUCUUCUCCGCCGCAAUUCAGGACCGAAGCCCCAACCCUGAUCACGAGCCCUUCCGUAUCUUGGAAAUAGGAGCUGGUACAGGUGGUACAACCAAACAUCUCGUCCCGGUGCUACAGGCCACCGGGCUCCCGUUCACCUAUACCUUCACAGAUAUCUCGGCAUCGCUCCUCACGCAUGCGAAGAGAACAACAUUCAAGGGCAUCGCAGGGGUGGAAUUUCGGAAACUGAAUAUUGAGGAAGAUCCCAGUGAGGAUUUGCUGGGGCGUUACCACAUUGUUCUUUCGACAAACUGCAUACAUGCAACACACAAGCUUCGGGGAAGUCUGGCUAAUAUCCGCAAGCUCGUACGACCAGAUGGCUGUGUUGCGUUAGUCGAAGUAGGACAAAAGCGUGCAUGGUAUGAGCUGGUAUGGGGGCUUUUGGAUGGGUGGUGGUUUUUCAAUGACGAUCGCACUUACCCACUCCAAAGUCCGUGGGAGUGGGAGCGAGCAAUGCAUGACACUGGAUUUGCAGACGUCGAUUGGUCCGAGAGCGCGAGUCGCGAGUCAAGAGAUGUUCGGGUGAUUUGUGGAAUGGCGAACGAGGUAAAGAACUCAUUUUCGACCAAGGCAACCUCGAUGCUGUUGCACCGCGGUUCAACUUCUGCUGACCGCAACCUAUUCCUAAUUCCUGAUGGUUUUGGCUCUGGUGCGGUGUUUGGCGCACUUACACCGCUACUGCAACGUAUCACAGAUCUCUCUGUUUACGCACUCAAUAGCCCGUUUCUCAGAAAUAUUCCGAAUUUGGAAAGCCAGACCUCUCUCGAGGAGCUUGCCGGCAUUUACGUUACAGAGAUUAAGCGUCGACAGCCAAGAGGUCCUUACCUGAUCGGAGGAUAUUCCAUCGGCGGUGUGAUAGCCUAUGAAGCAGUGCGACAGCUUCUUGAGGCUCAGAAUGAGGUUGAAAAAUUGUUCCUGUUUGACACAAUAUGUCCGACUCUCGGGAACUGCCUCCCAGACAAUUUGGCCGAAUUUUUAGACUCCAUUCGUACCAUCGGAAUGACCAAUGGGAAUGCAAUUCGACGUCUCAUAAUGAGUGAUCAUUUUGCCUUUUCCCGGCAGCUGCUGAUGAGGUAUCAAGUAAGCAAAUUACCGGGAAAGAAGACCCCACCAGUUGUGCUGGUCUCGGCCAAGGAGGGCGUGGAUAAGCAGGAUGAGAUCCCGAGGCCAAAGGUGAGGCCAGAGGAGCAGAACAUUGCAGACUGGUUUUUGGAUGAUCGCACUGGCGAUGAAUCCUUCGGGUGGAAUGGACUUCUAGGAAGCGGAAACGUGAGCGUUAUUCGCGCUGAUGGCAGUCACUUCUCCUUGAUGUUGUCUUCCAAGGUCAGUCAUUACCAACACAUAUUGCUGAGCAUAUACUGA
Penicillium vulpinum is the source of this 7989-nucleotide messenger RNA. RefSeq names its product polyketide synthase. Gene Ontology annotation, molecular function: fatty acid synthase activity; 3-oxoacyl-[acyl-carrier-protein] synthase activity. Bases 1 to 7989 code for a protein of 2662 amino acids. Gene Ontology annotation, biological process: fatty acid biosynthetic process; secondary metabolite biosynthetic process. Lineage: Eukaryota; Fungi; Ascomycota; Eurotiomycetes; Eurotiales; Aspergillaceae. The transcript is spliced from 4 exons. The record is from RefSeq and is a predicted model, not a curated record.